GAUGCCCAGACAGUUUCCAAAGCUGAACAUCUCUGAGGUUGAUGAGCAUGUGCGACUUCUAGCAGAGAAGGUAUUUGCUAAAGUUCUCCGAGAAGAAGACAGCAAAGAUGCCUUGUCGCUAUUCACCGUGCCUGAAGACUGCCCUAUUGGGCAGAAAGAGGCCAAGGAAAGGGAACUGCAGAAGGAACUGGCAGAACAACAGUCUGUGGAAACAGCUAAAAGGAAGAAAAGUUUCAAGAUGAUUCGAUCCCAGUCCUUGUCGUUACAAAUUCCGACUCAGGAAUGGAAAGCACCAUCAGCCAAUCCUGUUCUGUCUCCUGCAACGCCAGUUCUUCCAAGUGCUUUUCUGCCAGUGCAAGUGCCAUAUGAUGUACCAGAGUUUCAGAGAGUUUCAAUUAGUGGGGACUACUGUGCAGGGGUUACAGUUGAUGAUUAUGAACAAGCUGCCAAGAGCCUGGUGAAAGCUCUUCUCAUUCGAGAAAAGUAUUCACGUCUUGCCUACCAUCGUUUCCCAAGAACAACAUCUCAGUAUUUGUGUAGCAUGCAAGAUGAAAAAUGGAAGGUUGAAGAUGAAGUGUAUCCAGAUUUCCAUUCGCCCCCAGAAGAAAAUGAAGAUCCUUACAAUCUUGAUGAUGCUCCAGACAAUUUGGAUUAUGUUAUCAAGAUAAAAGGUGGCAUUCCCUUUGUUUAUGAUAACAAAGAAAUGAUGGAACUCAAUGAGCCUCGGAGUCUGCCAUAUCCUGACCUGGAGACCUAUACCCUUGACCUGAGCCACGUUCUUGCUCUAAUUGCAGAUGGUCCAACAAAAACAUAUUGUCAUCGGAGGCUUAACUUUUUAGAAUCUAAAUUUAGUUUACAUGAGAUGUUAAAUGAAAUGUCGGAAUUUAAAGAACUAAAGAGUAAUCCCCAUCGAGACUUUUAUAAUGUGAGAAAGGUUGAUACUCAUAUCCAUGCUGCUGCUUGCAUGAACCAGAAACACUUACUGAGGUUUAUUAAGCACACGUAUCAAACGGAGCCCGACAGGAUUGUUGCAGAGAAAAAAGGCAAGAAGAUGACUUUAAAGCAAGUCUUCGAAAGCCUUCACAUGGACCCUUAUGACCUCACUGUAGACUCUUUAGAUGUCCAUGCAGGUCGUCAAACAUUUCAUCGAUUUGACAAAUUCAAUUCCAAGUACAACCCAGUUGGUGCCAGUGAGCUGAGGGACUUGUAUUUGAAAACUGAGAACUACAUUGGUGGUGAAUAUUUUGCUCGUAUGGUCAAGGAAGUAGCCCGUGAACUAGAAGAAAGUAAGUACCAGUAUACAGAACCCCGCUUAUCCAUUUAUGGACGGUCUCCAGAUGAAUGGCUGAACUUGGCAAAAUGGUUCAUUAAGCAUAAAGUUUAUUCCCCUAAUAUGCGCUGGAUAAUUCAGGUUCCCAGAAUCUAUGACAUAUUUAGGUCAAAAAAUAUUCUGCCUAGUUUUGGGAAGAUGUUGGAGAACAUCUUUGUACCUUUGUUUGAAGCAACAAUCAAUCCCAAAGACCACAAAGAAUUGCACCUUUUCCUCAAAUAUGUGACUGGCUUUGACAGUGUUGAUGAUGAAUCCAAACAUAGUGGCCAUAUGUUCUCUGACAAGAGCCUUAACCCUGACCUCUGGACCAGUGAGAAGAAUCCCCCGUAUAGCUAUUAUUUGUAUUAUAUGUAUGUGAACAUCAUGUUGCUAAACAACCUUAGGAGAACAGUGUAUUUUUUGUUACUGGAACUGGAAAGAGGCAUGUGUACUUUCCUGUUUCGACCUCACUGUGGAGAAGCUGGGUCUAUCACACACCUUGUAUCAGCCUUUCUGACAGCAGACAACAUUUCUCAUGGAUUGCUCUUGAAGAAGAGUCCUGUCCUCCAGUAUCUUUAUUAUCUUGCACAAAUACCAAUUGCUAUGUCUCCACUUAGUAACAACAGCCUAUUCCUGGAGUACUCAAAAAAUCCACUACGGGAAUUUCUACAUAAGGGGCUUCAUGUCUCUCUGUCCACAGAUGAUCCUAUGCAGUUUCAUUAUACAAAGGAAGCUCUCAUGGAAGAAUAUGCUAUUGCAGCCCAGGUGUGGAAACUAAGUACCUGUGACUUGUGUGAAAUAGCACGAAACAGCGUACUACAGAGUGGAUUGUCAGAUAAGGAAAAACAGAAAUUCUUAGGGGUGAAUUACUGUAAAGAAGGGCCUGAGGGAAAUGACAUUCGAAAGACAAAUGUUGCACAGAUCCGGAUGGCCUUCAGGUACGAGACACUGUGCAAUGAACUUAGUUUCCUGUCUGAUGCUAUGAGAACAGAAGAGAUUUCUACUCUGUCAAAGUAG
Fulmarus glacialis (Northern fulmar) is the source of this 2326-nucleotide messenger RNA. RefSeq names its product adenosine monophosphate deaminase 3 (gene AMPD3). The record is from RefSeq and is a predicted model, not a curated record. NCBI's taxonomy places the organism in Eukaryota, Metazoa, Chordata, Aves, Procellariiformes, Procellariidae. Gene Ontology annotation, biological process: AMP metabolic process; IMP salvage. Bases 2 to 2326 code for a protein of 774 amino acids. The transcript is spliced from 14 exons. Gene Ontology annotation, molecular function: AMP deaminase activity. Gene Ontology annotation, cellular component: cytosol.